This is a messenger RNA of Poecile atricapillus (Black-capped chickadee), 435 nucleotides long. RefSeq lists its product as uncharacterized. The record is from RefSeq and is a predicted model, not a curated record. Lineage: Eukaryota; Metazoa; Chordata; Aves; Passeriformes; Paridae. Bases 1 to 435 code for a protein of 144 amino acids. The transcript has a single exon.
AUGUCGCCGGGCAAUGCCACCCUCGAUGUCACCGCUCAGUGCCACCCCCGCCCUCGAUGUCAUCGAUCAGUGCCAUCCCCACCCCUGAUGUCGCCGGGCAGUGCCAUCCCCACUCCCGAUGUCGCCGGGCAGUGCCACCCCCGCCUUCGAUGUCACCGCUCAGUGCCACCCUCGAUGUCGCCGCUCAGUGCCACCCCCACCCCCGAUGUCGCCGAGGCAGUGCCACCCUCGAUGUCGCCGCUCAGUGCCACCCCCACUCCCCUGUCACCGCUCAGUGCCACCCCCGGUCCCGGUGCCACCCCCGCCGCCCGGGUCCCCGCAGUGUCCCCGCUCGGUGCCACCCCCGAUGCCACCCCCGGGUGUCCUUGUCCCUCUGUUUAUGGCCCCGGUGGCCUUGGGGACGCUAUCGGGGGACAGAUAACGGGGGACAGAUAA